AUGGCUGUGAUAAAGAAUGUUAUAGGCGGGUCUGGAGAAUCGACCGCAGCGUUGCCUAUACUUUCUGAAGUCGGCAGUACUAUGCAGGCCCUUUUGAUGCGUAUCGAACGACGGUACACCCAGAUGGGAUUGGAGACCAGUGAGUGGGGGAACGCACUUAUCGACCAUCUUUUGGGUCCGGCUCUAACCUAUUGGAUAUAUCUACAGCGAACUAUCGACCUAAGCGACUGGGUGACGGUAGAGCGAAGGCUUCUUGAACGGUUCGACAAGACAAUGUCGCAAAGUCAACUGCUAACGGAGCUAGAUAAAGUACGGUGGAAUGGAAACCCUGAAGAGUAUUUGGGCAAGUUUGCUUCUGUAGCGGAGCGUGGAGUUGGGAUCGCCCCCAACGAACUCGCUGACCCUUACUGCGCUGGGGUACCAACUGACCUCUAUCUUCUCAUUACAAAUAAUGGGCAGGUGAAGUAUUCCUCCUGCGAACAAGCGGCGACAGCAGCAGCGCGACUCUAUGAGCCUAAGCAGACCGUGCUGGAGAUACGAGAGAGGGCUACUCGAGCCAUAAGAGCUGCUAUUGAGGCAAAUGAAACCCAGCGGAGGCAGGAGAAUGAAACUAGGCCUGGAGGAAACUCCGGGAAUUGCUACAAUUGUCAGGGUCGUGAACACCUGGCACGAGUUUGUCCCAGCAAAGGGGAACAAACCAAGCAACCAGGCGAGACCUGCAAGAAGUGUGGAGGUGUUGGAUACUAUGCUCGUGACUGUCCUCUACACGACCGAGGCCGUGCCGAGCCGGAAAACAAGAGCAGCAGGCAACCUAUCCGUCCCAGCACUGAGAAGGCAGAACGGUUUAACCGCGAGGCCUAG
This is a messenger RNA of Eimeria necatrix, 861 nucleotides long. RefSeq lists its product as hypothetical. NCBI's taxonomy places the organism in Eukaryota, Apicomplexa, Conoidasida, Eucoccidiorida, Eimeriidae. Gene Ontology annotation, molecular function: nucleic acid binding; zinc ion binding. The record is from RefSeq and is a predicted model, not a curated record. The transcript has a single exon. The coding region runs from base 1 to 861 and encodes 286 amino acids.